This is a messenger RNA of Scomber scombrus (Atlantic mackerel), 2599 nucleotides long. RefSeq names its product ADP-ribosylation factor-like 9 (gene arl9). The coding region runs from base 132 to 914 and encodes 260 amino acids. The transcript is spliced from 4 exons. The record is from RefSeq and is a predicted model, not a curated record. Lineage: Eukaryota; Metazoa; Chordata; Actinopteri; Scombriformes; Scombridae. Gene Ontology annotation, molecular function: GTP binding; GTPase activity.
UCCACUUGUUGAAGAGGAGAGAAGGAGGACAAGCAGUAGGGUUUAAUAACUAACUUAAACCUGUCACUAAAACUCGGAUAAUGGCAGAAACCUUUAGGUAAAAAAAAAAAGAAGCCUAAUUUAGUUGCAGGAUGACAGAUGAGAUGAGCAGCAUGUCUGCGCUGAAGGAAGCUGGCGUCUUUGUUGCCUCCGUCGUUCUUGCGGGCGGAGUUGCGUAUGUUAUCUGGAAGUUGGCGUCCUCCUCCGGGAAGCAGAAUAAGGAGAGGAAGGAGAAGAAGAAAGAGGUUAAAAGUUGCAAAAAGGAAAGAGGCGUAAAGGAGGAAGAGGGGGAGAAGGCUGUGGAGGAGCCUGUUGUUGCAGCUGCUGCACAGAAAGCAACAGAGUCCAGACCUGCGGGGUCGGCUGGGACCCAGGUUCUGGUUCUGGGUCUGAAUGGAGCCGGUAAAACCAGCCUGCUGCACUGUUUCUCCACCGGCUGUCUGGACGAGGACAUGGAGCCGACGCAGGGCUUCAACGCCGUCUCCAUCAACAGAGAGGACAUGCACAUCGAGUUCCUGGAGAUUGGAGGUAAAGAGGAGCUGCGGCCGUACUGGCAGAGAUACAUGUCCAAAGCUCUCCUGCUCGUGUUCGUGGUGGACUCCUCCAACCCGGAGCUCUUCCCUGUCGCUAAGCAGCAUUUACAUGAGCUGCUGGCGUCACAUCCCAGCCUGCCUUUAAUGGUUCUGGCCAACAAACAGGAUCUUCCAGGAGCUUGUGGCAUCACGGACCUCCACGACUCCCUGUCCCUGUCCGAGGUCGGAGACCGCAGGUUGUUCCUCAUCGGCACACACGUGAAGAAGGGAGAGGCGGAGCUGAGCUCAGGAGUUCAGGACGCUCGGGACAUGAUCCUCCAGACGGCUUCUGACGGCAAAUAAAACCAUCGGCCUCACGUUAAAUAUUCAGCCUGGUGGUGUUUCUCACUUAAAUCCUGCAUGUUAGAUAACAUUUAAUAACAUUUAAUUCAUUUGGCUCGUUGCACUAUUCCCCCUUUUACUCUGUUUUCACUACAGCAGUCCGGCUGAACAUUUAAAACUACUGUUUUUCUCUCUCUAAUAUUUAACAGACGGGAUUAUAAAACUACUUCUCUGAACUUUAAACUGUAAAAUAUCAUCGACUCUAAGCUCCUGUUUCUCCAUCAUGUGACAGUACAGGCUUCUUUACGUUUGAUCUUCUCUUAGAAACUCAUUUUUAUUUAAAUCUGUGGCCUUCAGGACGUUCUAACCAAAUUUUAAUGCUCACUUUUAACUUCACCAAAGAUUUUUUUUUGUGUCCCGGCUGCAGGGGACGAGUCAAAAUGUACUUUACAGUAAAAGUAACUGAUGUCUGUUGCUAUGUUACUGCUCCUAAUAUCAUGUAGCGCUGCAGAUGAUGAUAAACAAGAAACUUUAGGAGCGGAUAAGGUCGGAGCUGCCUACAAGCUGUCAGAUGGUACAAAAAUCACUGUAGAUUUACUUCAGGCUGCAGAGUUAACAUCAUAGAAAUUCAUAUUUUCUGAGUUUAACUGUCUUGUGACAUUGGAAGCACAAAUAUUUACGUAAAAGCAUCGUUUUAUAGUACAGACACCUCAAGAUAAACACUCAACAAUCUGUACUUAGCAAGAUUUUAAUGAGAAAAUGUAAAUUCGAGUUUAAACUGAUGCUCUCAUACCAGCUUAAUAAACAUCUGUUAGAUUUUAAACUGUUCUUAUUUUAUCUCUGCUCGCAGGAAGUUACCACUUAAAACGUCAAAAAGCAAAAUCUUAAAGACAUUUCUGUGCUGCGUUCAGGUUACAGAUGGUACGUUACACAGUUCAUGAGCAUUUAAAUGUGUCAUUUUCUUUUCCAAACAGUGACCUCUUUCUGCCAUUUGGGGCCGCCAACAUGCAAACUUGGAGAGUGCAGCUUUAAUAAAAAAGAAACUAGCAGGCACCUGUUGACAAGCAAGAAGCACAAAUGAAUUAUAACAGUAAGCUGAAACUACUUAAGGUCUAUUGAGAUGAGUUUAUUGAGAUGGACACAGUGGUGAAGCUGAAAGUGGUUUACUAGAAUAAUCAUUUGGGGGUUUUUUUGUACUUAAAUCAUUGAUGAGACACUUAGUUACUAAACCUGAACACUACUUUCUUGCUUCAGGACCGUUACCGUUGGUUACAGCUUAAAAAACAUUAUAACGUUCAUGAGUUCAUUGUUACAUGUUUUAUCUUUAUCUUAUUAAAAGGUUACUGAGUUUAUCUUUAAAGGGAAUAUAACCCACAUGUGUAUUAGUUUAAUGAGUGACGUCACCAUGCAGAGACUGUGCUGCUGUUACUUUUGUCUUAAUACAGUUCGAUUUGGUGAAAUCUGUUUAAUACUUCUUUCUGCACUGUGGUGAUGAAGCUGAACUACACAUUGUCAAGAUGUACAAAGGUGAAAUUGUACCGUUUUUUGGAGGAAUGUAAAAGAUUUCAGACUGCAUAUUUUUCUUUAAAUUUUAUCCCAAAAAAUUCGUACAGUAGUUUUAUUUCAACACCAAAACAUAUCCGACAUACAGUGUUGUGUGAACAGAUUGUGCACGGAUUGUUAUACAGGUUUUUUUUCACAUUUAA